AUGGGGGCGACGCCACUGCAAGUGACGGUGAGGGAGCGGAAGAUGGAGGCACUAGAAAUGUUGCUGGAGGCGUGGGCCAACGUGAAUGAAUUGGGGGAUGGCGAGGGGAUGGGGUGGUCGCCACUGCAUGAGUGUAUGUUGCAUCCUCAUAGCACCGGGUUCAUGGUCACCCAGCUGCUCCACUGGGGCGCGAAUAGGCGGUUGUUGGGCGGGAAUGGGCUUACGCCCUUGCAGAUGGCGAAGAUGGUUCGCAAUUAUAACGGGGUGCGGAUGAUGAGGAGUUAUAAUGAUGAGGAGCGAGGAGCGGGGGAGGGGGGGUAA
Molecule: messenger RNA, 321 nt
Organism: Morchella importuna
Lineage: Eukaryota; Fungi; Ascomycota; Pezizomycetes; Pezizales; Morchellaceae
Exons: 1
Coding region: 1-321 (106 amino acids)
Molecular function (GO): protein binding
Source: RefSeq, a predicted model, not a curated record